AGUCCUUCGUUGCUAUGGCUGGCCAUUUAGUGUGCAGCACUUUGCUAUUUUGUAUUUGGCACUCAUUAAAAUUUUUGCAUCAGAAAAUGGAUAUCUCCCUUUGUGCCAGAGACAAGUGAUGUCAACCUCUGACCUGCCCACAAAAGCAACUGGCCAGUCUUAUUCUUCACAAUUUCAAAAGGGAGAGAGAGAGAGAGAGAGAGAGAGAGAGAGAAAGGGAGGGAGAGCUCUUGUGCUUCUGUUGUGGAAGUGAAGUACUUUUUCUGUCUCUCUCUGUUGGUUCAAGACCAGAGCAGAAAUGACCUCUGCUUCAGGAAAUGCAACAGGCUUGGAAAUUCUUCUUUCAACACUCAAGAGUUCGUAUGACGUGCAAAAUACUCUCAGCAUCCUGCAAAUUCUGGAUGAAUUGCUAUCGGCAGGGACAGUCAAAAGGAUCCGUUACAUGAUUUCUAAAGGAGGCAGUGAGGCACUCUUGCAUACACUAAUUAACAUGACCAGAAUAUUUCCUCCAAAUUACGAUGUCCUCUUGCCUCUAUUGCACUUGAUCGUCAAAGUUGGACAAAGAGACAAGAGGUUUGGACAGAAAGCUCAAGAAAUUGGAGCCAUUAAUGAGACCUUGAACCUACUGAAGCACAGUCUACCACAGCCCAAGUACGUCACUCCCUGUUUGUGGGUUCUCAAGAUCUAUGCUACAAGUGUUGUAACUGGUGCUGCACUCGGUAAGAGUGGAAUUACAAGACUGCUGUUCAAACUGAUAUCUCCGUAUACAACCAGGAACACAAAGGCUGUAAGAGCAGCCAUUGAAGCUCUUUCAGCAUUAUUGAAAUCGAAAUGGAACUGCAGGAGGGCGGUGGACAAUGGAUACAUCCACAGGCUCCUGAAGUUGUAUCAGGAUUGGCACCAACGAGAUACACAGAACAAGUUCAUCUCCAUUCACAAAGCUCUGCUUAACUGCAUUAAGAAUAUGACAAACAUCCAGGCUGGGAAGAAAGCCUUUCUGCAGGCAGACGGCAUGCGGGUCCUGCUCAGUGCCUCACAGGCUUAUGGCAGUAGUCCAGGCCUACAGCCCGUGAUCAAGUUGGCAACACAAGUCAUGCGGAAGUGUCACCCCAAACAGCCUCUUCCUUUGUUAACAGUUAGAAGUUGCUAUUCAUUUUUACUCCCGAACGCAGCGGACUCGCAGCCACUGGCCUGUCCCAGUAUGUUUCCUCAAGAGGUCAUUGCAAUGAAAGAAGAUGAUGAAGAACAGGAUGAUGAAGACAACAUUGAGAAUGAAGAACCAGUGUGUAAUGAAGAUGAUGAUGAUCUUGAAACAGAUUUAACAAGACUGAGGCCAAAUCCACAACUCGAUAGAGCUGUGGAGGAGCUCAAACAAUAUGAAAGACUUUGCCCAGAACUUACUGGAUAUUUUCAGGUAAAAUAUGCAGGCAAAGCUCGGAAAGGUAUGCAGCCAGUGAUGUACUCUGUCCAUGAGGCAUUGUGUGGAAGACCACAUUGGAUUCGUGUGGGUUCUGAUAUCUACUAUUACAAAAACCAUUAUUGCAGAUAUAAUGCAGCUACAAGAGGGCAGAAGGAAACAUCAUACUAUACCUUGACAUUCACCAUCACUUUCCUACACUCGAAGGAUGUCUGCUACCUGGCAUAUCACUACCCAUACACCUACUCAACACUAAUGACUCACCUGCACCUCCUCGAGGAGUCACUGAAUCCUGAUCAGGUUUACUUCCGGCAUCAGACGUUAUGUUCUACAUUAGGGGGUAACAGGUGCCCAGUGAUCACGAUUACUGCUAGUCCUGGAGCUAAAUGUGAACAGUUGCGUCAAUUUUGGAAUCGGCAGUACGUGGUGCUAACAGCCCGAGUCCAUCCAGGGGAGAGCAACGCCAGCUGGGUCAUAAAGGGUACACUGGAAUUUCUCUUGAGUAAUGAUCCCAUUGCUCGCAGUCUACGGGACUCCUACAUUUUCAAAAUCAUUCCCAUGCUAAAUCCUGACGGGGUCAUCAAUGGCUGCCAUCGCUGCUCUUUGAGUGGAGAGGAUUUGAACAGGCAAUGGUCAGAUCCAAAGCCAGACCUUCAUCCAACUAUUUAUCAUACAAAGGCUCUCCUCAGCUACAUGAGAAGUAUUGGCAAGACCCCACUGGUUUAUUGUGACUACCAUGGGCAUUCACGGAAAAAGAAUGUCUUCAUGUACGGAUGCAGCCUUAAGGAGACACUGUGGCAGGCAAGGUCCAGCAUUGACACAGCAACAUUGAAAGAGGAUAUUGGAUAUCGGACCAUCCCCAAAGUCCUGGACAAGAUCUCCCCGGCAUUUGCCAUGAACCGCUGCUGCUUCUUAGUCCAGAAGUCGAGGGAAGCGACUGCACGAGUGGUGGUUUGGAGAGAGAUUGGGGUUCUCCGGAGCUACACAAUGGAGAGCACUUACUGCGGCUGUGAUCAGGGCAAAUACAAUGGUCUCCAACUUGGAACCCGGGAACUGGAAGAAGUGGGAGCUAAGUUCUGUGCAGGGCUCCUGAAGUUAAAGAAAGAGGAAUGGUCAUGUAGCAAACAGCUGAUAACUGAAGAUGGCGCUGUAUUUGAUCCUGAUAAUGAGCUCCCGAAUGAUAGACAUGUGACACCCAGCGAUGGGAGUGUAGAUGAUGAACCACCUUGCUCAGAAGAGAUAGAUUACGACACAGACAAUUGCACUGAGGAAGAUGAUGACUCCAUUGAUCUUGCCGCUGAGCUCAGCGGGAGCUCUGAGGAUGAACUCGAGCUUGAUAAGAAUUAACUGUCCAUUACAGAAUCUGGGAGUGGACAUCCAAACAUUGACAAAAAAACUGCCACAAUGCCAUUCCUGUCACCUGUAAUACCUAAACACAUGAGAACUUCGGAACAGCGUGCAAAAACUUAGCGAACGCCAUUUGCCCUUCACUGUUCAGAGAUGAUCUGAACAUACAAACUGCUUUGGUUGUGAUAAUGUUGCUCAGUGUUUCGCUAUCCUGUAAGUCCUAGUUAUGGUGUGGAUUCCUACUUCAUUUUGUAUUCGGGCUGUUUAGAGGCUUCACCAAUCUGUGGAAAACCCUGAACCCAAUGUUCCUGAUCUUCCCCUGUCAAAGAUGGAAGUGUUAGGCUGAGGAGGGGGCUGCAAGCACAGGACUUUGGCAUUUAUUGGCAUUAUGUAGCACACCUUAAUCAUACUCAUUGGCAUCUUAAUGAUGUAAUACAGAGGCUUCAGACAAUGAAUGCGGCCUUGCUUUUACAUUUUGCAAUUGAAAAAGAGCCUAAUGGUUCUUCCUCACAAUUAUUUUUCCUGCCACACAGCAAUGGGAGUGUACUCAAUGAACAGCUUAUCCACAUUCCUGCACCCACAUCCCCCCCAAAACCCCCACUCCCUCCAACCUCCCCACACCAGCUUCCACUGGUCUCGCUCUCACUGAGAGGCUGUGACAGUUGUGUGAGAAAAUGUUUGGGAAGCUCUGCCUUAAAUCAGGAAACAGUCAGGCAUUGGUGUAGGAAUGUUAAGAGUGAGAUGAACAUAGGAGCCAGGCAGGAUGAAGACCCUGAUCACUGACGCUGUGAGAGUGGAGUCAUUUUCUUCUUAAAGUUUGUUAUAAAUUGGUCUAAACUUGGCCAGUUUAGGCUAUAAUCUACGUGGCACACCCUUCCCUGUAUUUUCAAGUUUUCCUGCAGACUCACACAAGGAAGGGACUCUACAUCGUGGGGAAAGCUGUUACACUUGGUCAGAGCUCCAUGAAAGCCAUCGCUACACCAAAAUCUCCUGGCUGUUUAUGAGAGAGCAGUUCAGCAGCUCAGACGCAUGGCGUAUUGUGCUGAGUGUAGUGUUACAGCCCUAAAAAAUCAUUUAACUAGCUUCUUGUUAUGCCACUUGAUGCACACUGAGGAGCGAUCUGAUUGAUUUUCCAACUUCAAACCACUGAAGAGUGGCUGACAAAGUGUUUUUUACCCCAAGGUGUUACAGAGUUAUUGAAGUUUGUAAGCUUCAUUCCUCACGCUGUCACUUUCUCUUGGUUUGGUGCUUUGUCCAUCUCUCUCUGACAACUGUUCCAUACUGGCUGACUGUCACAGGAAGUUUGGAAUGUUGGUGGAGGGUUGGGGUGGAAGUAGUGUUUUGGAAGCUAAAUGUGAAAUGGUGUUGAUCUCAGAAAACAUUGAGGACAUGAAGCAAUGCAUAAAGGUUGGAGAGCUGUGAAGUCCCACUCCGAUUGCCCAAGGCACUAAUGUGGAAGCACUCCAAGUUGACAUCUGAUAGUUCUUCAUACUCAAAGGUGUUCAGGAGGCAGAGAGAGACAUAGAGAAAUACCUUGACCCCAGAAAAAAAAACAUGCAGAAGCUGCUGUGCUUCAGUCAAUGCUAGGCAGGAUCUCCAAGAGGUGGAGAACCAAUACAACUUGCUCUUUGUGUCAGACUCCUCCCUGCGCUAUGGAAGAAUAUAAGACAUGCUUACAUCUCUUCUCCAAAGGUACAUGGAUUAGCAGCCUUAAUGGUUGACUCUCUUGCAGCUAGAUGUACUAAUUCCACAGAAUAUGAGGAUUUGCUGAUAAUGUGAAGCUUACAGCUGACAUCACUUCCCUGUCCUUCUCCCCUAACCUGGACCAGGAGGUGGCCUAUAAAUGAAUAUUAAACCCAUGUGUGUUGACUUUUCCAAUUCAACUGCAGGCUGCACCCACUGCUACAACUUCAAAUAUGGGCCCCAGCCUUGGUGCUCAGUGAUAUCCCUGCACUGUCCCUGCUCCCCUUCCUUUACCAAUAUGCAACUACCCAGACAUCACACAGCACAGAUCUAUUUAAUUUUCCUGGUGUCAAAUACAAAUUCUCAUGAGGCCUCAUAAGUGCAGGUCACCGGUUUAUUGUCAUUUUAGUUCUGCCAUUUUCACGCUGGUGGAAUCAUAGGCAUUUAAGGCUACACUCACUGUCGCAUCCUUUAUCUGUAACUAGAUUUCCAAUCAGCCAUCCCAAACCCUCUCUAACUUGUUUAAUACACUGUUAAAGAGCUUAACCUUGAUUAUCGGCUGGAUCUUUCCUUUUAGCCCCUCCUAUACCUUUCACUUAUCCUCUUUAUAUCCUAUAUUCCUUUUGAUUUAUGUGCCUCACAGUGCCAGGGACCCGGGUUCAAUUCCAGCCUCGGGUGACUGUCUGUGUGGAGUUUGCACG
Chiloscyllium plagiosum (whitespotted bambooshark) is the source of this 5148-nucleotide messenger RNA. RefSeq names its product AGBL carboxypeptidase 1 (gene agbl1). Gene Ontology annotation, molecular function: zinc ion binding; metallocarboxypeptidase activity. The record is from RefSeq and is a predicted model, not a curated record. Lineage: Eukaryota; Metazoa; Chordata; Chondrichthyes; Orectolobiformes; Hemiscylliidae. Gene Ontology annotation, biological process: protein side chain deglutamylation; proteolysis; C-terminal protein deglutamylation.